CGUACCCAUAGAUGGGCAUAGUCAAGGCAGCAAAACGGAAUAGCAAAGACUCAAUAGGAAAUACCAAGAAAGAUGGCUGGAACAGACCAACAAGGGCACGAGAAUUGCCAUAGAGGAGUUCGCGAGAGGGUGGGUGAGUUGCUUAAUUCAUAUGGGCGAAGACACCAACAGUGACUAAUGGCGAGAUGUAUUAGCAGUCCCUUCUUCUUGGUCUGACCCAACAUCCUCCAUAUCAGCAUCCUCGUCAUUUAUCGCAAUCCCAUCUUCUUCAUGAUCUGACCCACCAAAUCCCAUUAACUCUUCAUGUAACUCCGCGUUGCGACACGUUAUGUAACAGCGACUGCACAAGAAAGGUGCAGACCCAGUGCCAUGAAGGAGGAGUAUGAAUGUCUGUGAACACAACUCACAUUCAUGUCUGCCAAAAUGUUCUUCUAAUUCACCCAAUCUGCCGGACUCCAAGAAACGGGUGCCAUCGGAAGCCAACACUGGAACAUCAGAAGGCACCGGCGGAGCUUCAAAAUCAAGUUCAUGAAUACCUUCUUCUAUUGUAACAAUUCUCCAGAUAUUUGCUUCAUCACUAUCGAGUUCCUCAUAUUCAUCGGAAGCCAACACUGGAAAAUCUUCAUGAUCAUAGCCAUCGGAAGCCAACACUGGAACAUCAGAAGGCACCGCCAGAAGGCACCGUCGGAGCUUCAAGAUCAAGUCCAUCAUUUUCAUCUAACAAAAGUUGUGGGUCGAGGUCGAAAUUACAGGAUAUCAAGCAUUUAUCGCAAAUUGUAUCUUCUAUUCUGACCCUCAAGUUCAUUUCAUCUAUCCUUAAGAUCAUAAACUCUCUAAUUAUCAUGCACGUGCAUAUACUAACCUCUCUCUCUCUCUCUCUCUCUCUCUCUCUCCAUCUCUGUAAAAUUCUCAGGCAUCAUAUCUUCACAAGAAGUGCUCAGGUUAUGAAAUGCUCAAUAAAGUAUCUACUUCCUUAUAUAUAUAUGUAUGGGUACGCCACUUUCACCCAAUUAUGACCGUUACUAAACUUAUUUUUCAAAUUCAAAAAUAAAGAAAAUUCUCAGACAUACAAUCUUCACAAAAAGUACUCAGGUUAUGAAAUGCCCACUAAACUGUCUACUCCCUUAUAUAUAUGUAUGGGUAUGCCACUUUCACCCAAUUAUGACCGUUACUAAACUUAUAUUUCAAAAUCAAAAUCAAUUAUGACCUGUAUUGGUAAGAUGAUGACCUUGUGUCCCUGCUCUCCAAAGAGAAAAAUACCCAUUUGGGUGAGAGUGAUUUGGGCUCAGAUGGAUCUGUAAUGGUGGCAAGAAGAGAGGCUGUUGAGUGGAUUUUAAGGGUCAAUGCCCAUUUUGGUUUCACUGCUUUGACCACCGUUUUAGCUGUUGAUUACUUCGAUAGGUUCAAAUCAAGCUUUUGCUUCCAAAGAGACAAGCCAUGGAUGAGUCAAUUAGCUGCUGUUGCUUGUUUGUCUUUAGCUGCCAAAGUUGAGGAGACCCAAGUGCCGCCUCUUCUAAACCUGCAAGUGGAGGGAUCAAAGUAUGUGUUUGAAGCAAAGACCAUUCAGAGAAAGGAGCUUCUGGUGCUCUCUGCUCUUCAAUGGAAGAUGAAUCCUGUGACCCCACUUUCAUUCUUUGAUCACAUUGUAAGGAGGCUUGGACUGAAAACCCAUUUGCAUUUCGAGUUCUUAUGGAGGUGUGAGCGCCUCAUUCUCUCUGUCAGCACUGAUGCAAGGUGUCUGAGUUAUCUUCCAUCUGAGUUGGCUACUGUGACAAUGUUACAUGUUAUUGAAGAGUUUGAGCCUUGUAAUGCAUUGGACUACCAAAAUCAGCUUAUGGGUGUUCUCAAAAUCAACAAGGACAAAGUGGAUGACUGCUAUAAACUCAUACUGGAACUAUCAGGCAACCAUGGUUCUUAUAAGCAAUACCAAACUCACAAACGCAAGUAUCAGUCUGCACCAGGCAGCCCAAAUGGUGUCAUCGAUGCAUAUUUCAGCUGCGACAGCUCAAAUGAUUCGUGGGAUGUAGCAUCAUCAGUUUCGUCAUCGCCCAAACGGCUGUUCAAGAAGAGCAGAAACCAGGAUCAGCAGAUGUGGUUGGCUCAACUGAACCCUGUGUCUGUAGGUGUAUUUGGGGGGCGCGGUUGAUCUUUCUUACUCUAUUAUCUACUAUUUUUGGCCAUGGUAUUAUACAUACUCUCUUUUGCAUAUUAAUUGCAGUAGAUGUUCUUAAGGUGCAACUAUAUGCAUUCCAUGAUAUAUCACUGUAAUUCUGGCCUAAGCUGUGUGUAGCAGACAGAUGCGAAACAUUCCCUCCACUGCUUAUAUAUUUAGGGUGGUGGGUGAGAAGAGAAUUGAGUUGAAUUUUCCUUGCGUUGCAUAUACAAUGCCUCCCUGUCCAGCAUUUUCAGAUCAAACUAGUUUGACUUACGACAUCCUAUUCAUAUGUAGAUCAGUACAUUAUACUCUUUUUUUUUUUUUUUUUAUUGCUUGACAUAUCAUAUGCUCAAUGACACCAUUAGGUGGAUAUAGAAAAGAGAGAUGGAAUUGGGGGGUGCCAAUUCUUCAGUGGUUUUUUCACAUGGAGCUAUUGAUGAAUUGGGAGAGUUUUUCAAUAUAGGACAGGUUGGCAUUGGACAUCUUGCUUGUUAACUGUUUUAUAUUAAAUUGGAAGAUACUGAUGUCUUGAAGACAGGAAUAGAUUGUCGCCUGUGGGAUUUUGGUGGUUGUUCUACAAAGACUUUUGUUACAUGGUUUGACCUUGUUGAAAGGGUACCACCCUAGUUCAAUGACCUAAUGUAGAUGUUUAGGUUUUCAAUACUCUC
Molecule: messenger RNA, 2823 nt
Organism: Cornus florida
Lineage: Eukaryota; Viridiplantae; Streptophyta; Magnoliopsida; Cornales; Cornaceae
Product: cyclin-D3-2-like
Exons: 4
Coding region: 1301-2146 (281 amino acids)
Biological process (GO): mitotic cell cycle phase transition; regulation of cyclin-dependent protein serine/threonine kinase activity
Cellular component (GO): nucleus; cyclin-dependent protein kinase holoenzyme complex; cytoplasm
Molecular function (GO): cyclin-dependent protein serine/threonine kinase regulator activity
Source: RefSeq, a predicted model, not a curated record